Messenger RNA from Andrographis paniculata, 1235 nucleotides. RefSeq lists its product as uncharacterized. The record is from RefSeq and is a predicted model, not a curated record. Bases 78 to 917 code for a protein of 279 amino acids. Lineage: Eukaryota; Viridiplantae; Streptophyta; Magnoliopsida; Lamiales; Acanthaceae. The transcript is spliced from 2 exons.
GUAUCUUCAUGUCACAGAAUCUAAUCUAAUCUAAUCUAAUUAAUUAAUUAAUAAAAUUUGAAUUCUUGUAUACAACGAUGUCUGAAGAGAAGCACCACCACCACCUCUUCCACCGCCACAAGGACGACGACGAGGAGGAGAAGAGGCCCUACUCCGACUCCGCCGCCGCCCCUGAAGGCACUGGACAGUACGGCGGCGGAGGCGGCUACAAGACUUCCGAAUUCGGCGGCAGCGGCGGUGGCGGCUAUGGCCAGACUGAUGAUUACGAUAAGAAGUACGACAAGGAAAACGUCGGCGGCUACGGUGGCUACGAGAAAGGAAGCGCCGGUGGCGGCGGCGGCGGCGGCUAUGGCCAGACUGAUGAUUACGAUAAGAAGUACGACAAGGAAAACGUCGGCGGCUACGGUGGCUACGCCGCCCAAGGAGGUGACUACGGCAAAGAAAGCGCCGGUGGCGGCGGCGGCGGUGGUUAUGGUGGUUACGGACAGACGGCCGGCGACGAGUAUGGCGACAAGAAGUACGGGAAGGAGGAGGGCAGCCAUUACGCCGGCGGUUACGCCGAGAGCGGCGGCGGCUACGACGAGAAUGAGUACGAGAAAGCACAGAAUCCGACGGCAGGUUACAAUGAUCGCAAGGAGAAAGAGGAUUACGAGAAAGAAAAGGACCACCACAAGCACAAGGAACACCUCGGCGAGAUCGGCGCCGCCGCCGCCGGCGCUUUCGCGCUGUAUGAGAAGCAUGAGGCGAAGAAGGACCCGGAGCACAAGCACAGGCACAAAUUAGAGGAGGAGAUCGCCGGCGUGGCGGCGGUGGGUUCCGGCGGGUUCGCGUUCCAUGAGCACCACGAGAAGGAGGAGGCUAAGGAAGAAGCUGAAAAGGCCGAGGGCCAUACCAAGAAGCAUCACUUCUUUGAUUAACCUACGUCCCAUCGAUCAUCUGCUCGAUCGAUCUUCUUCCAACAACAUAUAUAUAUAUAUAUAUAUAUAGACAUACAUACAUGCAUACAUAUAUUGAUGGGUAUAUAUAAAACCCUAAAUAACUGAUGAUGAUGCUGAUGCUGAUGCUGAUCAAAAGUGUGUUGCUGUUUUGUACGUGCAGCUGUUGUGUGGACUUGUAUUAUUCUCUCUAUAUAUAUACCAUAUAUAUAUGUGUGUGUGGUAAUAAAUAAAUAAUCCAGUGUGUAUAAGUUCAAUGUUGUGUAAUUUAAAAAUAUGUGGUGUGUGCCUUUGUUUGGA